Messenger RNA from Perkinsus marinus ATCC 50983, 208 nucleotides. RefSeq lists its product as hypothetical. NCBI's taxonomy places the organism in Eukaryota, Perkinsozoa, Perkinsida, Perkinsidae. The transcript is spliced from 2 exons. The record is from RefSeq and is a predicted model, not a curated record. The annotation marks the transcript as partial.
AUGAUUAUAAUACCUGUAACACAUCAAUCUAUACAGAGGGACAGAGCAUUAGCUAGAGCUAUAAGUCAACAUAAUAAUAAUCAAUACAAGAACAAGAAGGAGAGUAAUAAAAUAACUAUUGGUAAGGCUGGAUGUGAUAUAGAGAAUAUAUUGGUAUUUGAUUUAUCUUGGAAGAAGAAGAGGGUCGACGUCGAUAAAGAUGAUGAUA